AUGUUUGUUCUCAUCUGUGCGACUCUGCUCUUCUCUGUGAGACGCAUCACUGCUGCUACAGGUUCAUCAGUGGAGGGAAAGGAACCCUGUAAAGAUGGAUUCUGUGUCACUUUCAGAGAAGGAGAAGUAAAAGCAGAGGCUGGACUCUGUGUGGUCAUACCGUGUUCUUUCAAAACCGAUUCUACUUUUGUCGCCAACCAACUGGUGUUUUACAAAUGUGAUCCAUCAAAACGAUUUUGUGCUGAUUCAGACACAAUAUUUCAUUCUAACAAGAGCAACAAAGUUCAGUCUGGGUUUAUGGGACGAGUUUCGCUGCUGCAGCCUGACCUGAAACAGAAGAACUGCAGCAUCAUCAUCAAUGACCUCACUGAGUCUGACUCUGGAUCAUAUCAGCUCAGAUUACUGAAAGGAAACACAGAUACAUAUCAAUCCUCUUCAAAAGUAAACAUCUCUGUCAAAGGUCUGACCCAGAAGCCCACAGUGGGGAUUCCUCCUCUGGCAGAGGGGCAGCAGACCACACUGAGCUGCACUGCUCCUGGUCUCUGCUCUGGAUCGGAUCCUGAGAUCACCUGGACGUGGAGAGGAGCAGGAGAGAAGGACUGUCCCAUCACAGGAAGCAUCACUGCUGUGAAGACCGAGCACCUGACUUGUGUCACACGGAGACGCAGCUCCACUUUGACCUUUAACCCUUCAGCUGAACACCACGGCACCAAUGUGACCUGUAAGGUCAGCUUCACCAACAACAUCACUACAGAGGAGACGGUGACUCUGAAUGUGACCUAUCUGCUUUAUUCAUUUUUCAUGAGCUUCACAAACCCACAGGUCCUCAUUGCCUUUUCGAUGGGGAUUCUUUCAGCAACCGUCUGCUGUUUGGCCCUAAAAUGCUGCAGAAACAAACGGAACUCUGGUGGAAUGGACCUGCAGACGGUGACCACUCAAGCGGUUCCACUGAUGGAUCCUAAUCAAGCAGCGGGCAGCGACGGGACCCACGGCCCAGGAGGUGACGUGGAGUACUCGGACAUCGACUUUUCCUCGGUGAGGAGGAAGCGUGCCGGAGGGGCCGAGGGUACGCAGGAGACCCCAGACACAGAGUACGCCGAGAUCAACAUCGAGGGAACGGAGGAGAGGCAAAGCGACGGUGCUGAGGACGAUUGA
This is a messenger RNA of Pungitius pungitius (ninespine stickleback), 1155 nucleotides long. RefSeq names its product sialic acid-binding Ig-like lectin 14. The transcript has 7 exons. The record is from RefSeq and is a predicted model, not a curated record. The coding region runs from base 1 to 1155 and encodes 384 amino acids. NCBI's taxonomy places the organism in Eukaryota, Metazoa, Chordata, Actinopteri, Perciformes, Gasterosteidae.